UUAUUAUUGUGUCAACGCUGUUUCCUGUGAUCACAGUAAAUCUUGUGCACGGAAUCGAUUAUUGUGAAACACUUUAUUUAAUUUACAGAGGUAUUUUAUUUCAUUUUAAAAUGAGUAAAUGGGUUGCGGGGUGUUCACGUUUUGAAUAUAGUAAUGCAGCAGCACUAAUAUCAUAAAACAUGUUUUCUAUUUCAACGGUCACCGGCGAAACGAUACUAUCGAACUGUUCGACGCGAUAGAGUUCUAUUAACGCGCUUACAAUAGCCUCUUGAUGUUCGCGAAACUGUUUUUCAAAAAACGCUUAAUUGACGAACGCGUACUUCAAGCUGUCCUUUAAGGUUAACGUCUGACUUAACCUUAAUGACGAAAUUAUGAAUUUCAGUAAUUGACUUAAGGGAACUAUCCCAUAAAGUAUGUACUCCAAUGAUAGUCUUUUCUUCCAGGUUUACUUUAAAAUGCCUCUAAUACAUUAUAUUCUAAUGAUUAAGACAAUUAAAUAUCCAUGCUCGAAGGACCAACGAAUGAACGCAGCGCCCGGUAGUAUUCACGUGGGUUCCGUUAACGAUCGUUGUUUUAUUUUGUCUUAAGUCUGACUAUGUCGAGUAAAAGGAAUAGGGGCACUUAAUACUAAUGCCACAAUGGCGAUGAUAUGAACAAAUAAUAAAUUAUAAAUGUGAGUAAGUCUUAAAAAGAAGAUGAACAAGCAUUAUACUUAUCGUCUAGUUGAAACGGUAGAUGAUAAUGUUGUAUAUUGAGGGGAUCAAUUGAAAUCAAAUGCAAGUAGUUGACCAACGUGUACAAUAUGUUGUGAACAGUAUUUUGAUGUAUAUCAGAAAAUAUAUAGACCCAACGGCGAUAUACUGAGCGCACAAUGGUGCGACGAUCGCAAAGGUGAUAUUUUAUUUUUACAACAAAACGAAUAGAAAAACUACUGGCUCGCAAGCGUCAUUGAGCUUAUAGUUGAAAAUACGCCAAGAUGGCGGCGACAACGCAGAGAUAGAGAGAAGACCGACAUCAACCGGUGUAGCAAAACAAUAUUAUUAAUAAUCAUAACACAAUUUCUCGACAACAUAUCGAUGUGUAUCCAACAAUAACAUUAUAAAAUUCUAGCGUUCAGAAACUAAUUUAAUACAUUUAUUUUUAUUUUAAGUUUUGUUAGUAUCUAUCAAUCCUUCUUUAAAACGAUUUCACACUAAAAGCUACUUUAUUUAAAUACUUUACUAAUGCUAUUAAAUAAUAUGUAAAUUUUAUUGUUGUAAAAUUUUUAAUAAUAAACCUUGUUACUUAAUAUUUGUUAGUUGAUGAUAUUAAAAAAAAGAUAAUGAAUUGUAUACACCUCUAAAAGAAAUACUGGUGAAAUCUAUAAAGUAUGUGAACAAACAGUUUGAGUUAAAUCAAUGUAAUCAGAAAAAUGUCUAGUAUAUUAGACUCGUGUGUUUGACUAUAACAAUGUAUUGGGUUUUUCUCGUGUAGUAAGAGGGUUAAAAAAUUGUCGAAUUCUACGAAUUAAGAAUAUUCAGCUGUGUUAAAUUAUGAUUUAUCCGAGUGCAUUAUAAGUACUAUUGUAUUUCUAUUAUUCAUAAAAAAAGUAACAAUAAUAUCCAGUACUGGACGUGAAAAGUGAACAUAACAUUUAGAGUAACCUGGGCUAAAAAUAGCUUUUAUUUUCUAUUGCAUAUAACUUGAAGUAUAAUGUAUUUAUAAACAUUUUGAAUUUUUUAUUGGCUAGACAAACUAACAAAAAAUACAAAUUUUAAUAUAAAUAUCGAUAUAAAAAAUCGAUAUAUCGAUGUAUCGAUAAGUUCGAUAUACGUUGCCAUCGCUACAGCUGCGUGAUAACAUAAAUAUUUGUAAGAAUCUGAAUGCGAUUGUAAAUUUAAUAAAUUCAAACAACGUGGUGCUGUUAUUAACCAUUUUUUUUAUAAAAGUUAUUAUAUUAAUUAAAAUGGCUAGAAGAAUUGCUCAGUCGUCUGUUAAUUGGAUUGCUAUUAGUGAACGUGUUCCUGAAGCUGAAAAAGCUGCUUAUUUAGCUUUUAAAGCUAAAUCUGAUGGGUACCUCCGAAAAAUGUUUGCAUUAUCCCCAGAAGCACCUAAAAUUGAUUGGGCCAUAUACAAGAAUGCUAUUCCUAUCGCUGGUUUAGUUGAACAUUUUGAAAAGCAAUACAACGCCGUUAAAAUUCCAUAUCCCGAUGACAAAUAUUCAGCAUUUAUUGAUAGCUCUGAAAAAAAAACUAUGCAGGAAAUAGAAGAAUUUAAAAAGGUAGCUGCCUCUAAUAUUAAAAAAGCAGAAUUAAGGAUCGAGGAAAUUGAGAAUUUGUUGCCAUAUUCCCAAAUGACUUAUGAAGAUGCUGCUUAUAUUGAACCUGAUUUGACAUUAGAUCUUGAAAACAAGCCAUCAUUCUGGCCUCAUCAAGAAAUUGAUUAUGUAUUUGACGAGCCGCAAGAAGAAGGGUCAGAAAAACAAAAAAAAAGUUGAAGCUGCCCAUUAAGUUUUUCAUUUUGUUAGUUACAUUAUAAUUUUACUGAAUUUUCAAAAAAUAUAUUGGAAUAAAUAUUUAUA
Molecule: messenger RNA, 2560 nt
Organism: Daktulosphaira vitifoliae (grape phylloxera)
Lineage: Eukaryota; Metazoa; Arthropoda; Insecta; Hemiptera; Phylloxeridae
Product: ATP synthase subunit d, mitochondrial-like
Exons: 4
Coding region: 1946-2476 (176 amino acids)
Biological process (GO): proton motive force-driven ATP synthesis
Molecular function (GO): proton transmembrane transporter activity
Source: RefSeq, a predicted model, not a curated record